Trichomonas vaginalis G3 is the source of this 747-nucleotide messenger RNA. RefSeq lists its product as uncharacterized. The coding region runs from base 1 to 747 and encodes 248 amino acids. The transcript has a single exon. The record is from RefSeq and is a predicted model, not a curated record. NCBI's taxonomy places the organism in Eukaryota, Parabasalia, Trichomonadida, Trichomonadidae.
AUGUACAGAAUAGAUGUUUCAGAUUUUUAUGACUUCCAAGCAUUCAGAAAUAUGUGUCCAUUUAGAGACUAUAACAAAGCAGUCGAGAAUUUGAAACGUUUAGUCAUUUAUGUUGACUCUGCCCCAGAAUGUUAUGUCAUGAAAGAAUGGGAUGUUGUCUUUAACAAACCAAGAGCAACAAUAGUGUCUGAACAAGAAUGUAGACAGAAACUUAAGAAAAUAAAAGUUGUACAAGUUGGAAUGAAGAUGUUAGAUGCUUGGGAUAUCUUAUUGUCAAAGUUAGAAGAUUUUUCAGUUCGAGGUAUAAAGUUCUAUACACCUUCUCCAAACUUCUAUUCUAUCUUCACUGGAUAUAAAUACGAACAAGUAGAAUGGAAACACAGUAUUAUAGAAGCUUGGUUAGACCAUGUCAAAGAAAUUAUAUGCAAUGGAAACAAAAGAGUCUAUGAGUAUAUCUUAUGUUGGUUUGCAAAUAUCUUACAACAUCCAAGUGCUAAAAAUGAAACUGCUCUCAUUAUAAUUGGAAAACAAGGAACUGGUAAGAAUACUUUCUUUACAGAUAUUUUGUGCAAACUGUUAGAAGGUUAUUCGAAUCCGAAUAUGACAAACUUAGAAAACAUCUGUGGCAAGUUUAACUCCUCAAUAGAGAAUAUGAAACUUAUAGUUUGCAAUGAACUUCAAAGUAUAGAUACAACAAAAGUUUUAAACUCAGAUGCUUUGAAGAGUCUUAUAACAGAUAAAGUUUGA